AUGGCUCUCCUCUUUGCUUCUAAAAACCCAUCAUUUCUCAUUCUCUUCUUUUUAUCAUCUCUUCUCUUUCUCAAUACCCAACAAUGCAGCCAUCAUCACUUCUCUGCCCACCUCAAGCAUCGUUUUAACUUCACUACUUCCACCCUCUCUACUCUCCCCUCUUGGAAUUCAAACAAUGCCGAUUGCUGCUCUUGGGAAGGCAUCACGUGCGAUGGACCCACUGGUCACGUGAUCAGCCUCGACCUCAGUGAGCUCCAUAUCUCUGGUCGGAUUGAUUUUGAAAGCCUCUUUCGCCUUCGAAGCCUGCAGAAGCUCAACCUCGCUUACAAUGAUUUUGAUGGCUCUCCAAUCCCAUCUGGGUUUGACCAGCUCACCAGUUUGACCCAUCUCAACCUCUCUUGGUUAUCCUUUUAUGGCCAAAUCCCACUGGAAAUCUCCCGCUUGACCACUUUGGUUUCUCUCGAUCUUUCUUUCAAUCAAUAUAACAAUGGUUCUGGAUAUCAAUACCUGAAACUCGAAAACCCAAGCAUUGGAGCAGUCGUCCAAAACCUGUCCAAUCUGAGUGAACUCUAUCUGGACUUGCUCCAUUUCCUAUCCGAACUCGACCUCAGUGGAAACAAUCUCUCCUCUGCAGUCCCCAAUUUCAUAGGGAACUUAUCCUCCUUGACGUCCCUGUUCCUUCCAGAGUGUGGAUUGCAUGGAAAAUUCCCUGAGAGUGUUUUCCAGCUGCCAAAUCUACAAAACAUUGAAAUAUCAGGCAAUCCACUUGUAGCUAUCAAUUUGCCGGAGUUCCCUCAAAACAAUACUCUACGGCAAUUGAUCCUUUCAGACACUGGAUUAUCAGGAAAGUUACCAGAUUCUCUCGGUAAUCUCAAAUUCUUGAGUAAAUUAGACCUCAGAAAUUGCAACUUGUCAGGAUCAUUACCAUCCUCACUUUUGAACCUUACCAAACUGCAAUAUCUGGAUCUUUCAUCCAAUAAAUUGAGCGGCCCAAUUCCUUCUUCAUAUGGAAACGAGCUUCUGAAUCUCAAUCAGAUCAGCUUAGGGAAUAAUUUGCUUAAUGGGACCAUUCCAUCAUCAUUGCUUUCACUCCCAUCAUUGUAUAUGUUGGUUCUCUCAGGUAACCAACUUAGUGGUCAACUUGGCGAGUUUCACAAUGCCUCUUCUUCACAGCUGGAGUUCCUCUAUCUUUCAUCCAAUAAAUUGCAGGGGAUGAUACCCAGAUAUAUCUUUCAACUUAUCAAGCUUGAAGACCUAGACAUUUCUUCCAAUAAUUUCAGUGGUGUUGUGGAGCUAGGCUUAUUUCAAAACCUCAAAAAUCUUAACUCUCUGGAUCUUUCAGAUAACAACUUGUCAGUCCAAUAUGGCAGUGGUAAUUCCACAUUUGUUUCCAUCCCCCAGUUUCAAUCUUUGUUUUUACGUUCUUGCAACAUCAGCACAUUUCCAAAUUUCUUGAGAAAUCAAGUGCAGUUGAUGGAACUGGACCUUUCCUACAAUAAAAUUAGUGGUGAAAUACCCAAAUGGAUAUGGGAGGUUGGCAAUGGGUCUAUAUACUCUUUAAAUCUUUCUCACAAUGUUCUGCAGGGAAUGGAACCAUCUCCCCAUCUUUUGUUGAGUGACUUGAUAUUCCUUGACCUUAGCUCCAACAAGCUAGAAGGCUCACUUCCUAUCCCACCACCCUUCAUCUAUUUCUUUUCAGUUUCAAACAAUAGGCUUGGUGGUGAAAUCCCUCGAUCAGUUUGCAAUGCAACAUCCCUAAUAGUCCUUGAUUUGUCUUACAAUCACUUCGUCGGUCGAAUUCCACUAUGUUUGGAUGAGAUUGGUGAUAGCCUUGGUGUGUUGAAUCUUCAAGGAAAUGCUUUCAAUAGCACCUUACUUCAGACAUUUAAAGAGGGAUGUAACAUACAAACGCUUGAUCUCAGUUGGAAUCAAUUAGAGGGCCAAGUGCCUAGGUCUUUGGCUAAUUGCAAAAUGUUGGAGGUAUUAAAUCUAGGCAACAAUCAAAUACAUGACACCUUCCCUUUUUGGUUGGGAACUUUGUUCCAGUUGCGUGUUCUCGUCUUGAGAUCCAACCAAUUUCAUGGCAACAUUGGGCAUCCUCUAACAAAUCACCCUUUCCCUCUCUUACAAAUUUUCGACCUCUCUUUCAAUAGCUUUGAGGGUAAUUUUCCAUCAAAUAUGUUCAAGAGUUGGAAGGCAAUGAUGGAUGAGGACAAAUCCCAAACUUUGGUCCUUAGCAAAAUGGUAAACGGAAGUUCCAUUUACUAUCAAAACAAAGUGUCUCUAGUCAUCAAAGGGCUACAGAUUGAACUAGUAAAGAUCCUUACGGCCUUUACUGUAGUGGAUCUCUCGGAGAACAAAUUUCAUGGAGAUAUCCCAAAAUCAAUUGGGGAUCUAAAGUCCCUCCUUGUGCUCAAUAUGUCCAACAAUGAUUUAACCGGCGGAAUUCCAACAUCACUUCAGAAUUUAAGGGAUCUAGAGUCAUUAGAUCUCUCACAUAAUAAAUUGUCUGGAGAGAUCCCUUGGCAGCUAACAGAUCUAACAUUCCUUGCAGUGUUGAAUCUCUCACAGAAUUUCCUCAUGGGAAAAAUACCACAAAGCCGGCAGUUUCUUACAUUUAACAGUGAAUCAUUCAAAGAGAACUUGGGAUUGUGUGGACCUCCACUAUCAAACAAAUGCGAAGAUGCAGAGAGUGCACCACCGUCCGCUUUGUCAACAUUGCAGUCUGAAAAGAAAUAUGAUUGGGAAUUAAUGCCUCCAGUUCCUCCUCCUCUGCGGCUUCUGAAGGAGAUGCUUGUUCUUCAGCAGAAUCAUUUAAUUCGAAAAAAGCAGGGCAUGAGAAACCAAAAGAAUAGAGAAGAUCUCUACCAUGUUUAA
This is a messenger RNA of Magnolia sinica, 2877 nucleotides long. RefSeq names its product receptor-like protein 7. The transcript is spliced from 3 exons. Gene Ontology annotation, molecular function: protein binding. The coding region runs from base 1 to 2877 and encodes 958 amino acids. Lineage: Eukaryota; Viridiplantae; Streptophyta; Magnoliopsida; Magnoliales; Magnoliaceae. The record is from RefSeq and is a predicted model, not a curated record.